This is a messenger RNA of Xenia sp. Carnegie-2017, 2881 nucleotides long. RefSeq lists its product as uncharacterized. Gene Ontology annotation, cellular component: cytoplasm. NCBI's taxonomy places the organism in Eukaryota, Metazoa, Cnidaria, Anthozoa, Malacalcyonacea, Xeniidae. The transcript is spliced from 17 exons. Bases 1 to 2730 code for a protein of 909 amino acids. Gene Ontology annotation, molecular function: guanyl-nucleotide exchange factor activity. The record is from RefSeq and is a predicted model, not a curated record.
AUGUUAUUUUAUUUACAGGUGAUGCAACCUUGUGAUAUUUGGACGUUACGUAAAGAACACGAAGAUCUGUCGAGAGCUUUGAGAACGAGAAAGGUCCACCUUGAAAAUGAGAAAUUAAAAAGUGAUGAAAUGAAAACGAGUUCAUCAGCCAUCAAAACGAUGAAGCUGGAAAAUCGUCCUCUCGUUAAACGCCCUGGACUAAAACAUCGUAUGACCGAUCCAAGUCCACUGCGGGAAUUCGCUCGUCAUGAAGACAGUUAUACUCACGAGAAGACUGCUUUUCCAGUGAAAAUAGAAAAGGAGAGUAUUCGAGAAGCUGAUGUUGGUAACAAAGUUUGUGAUGGUGGACAUUUAACUAAAAAUCAGACAAUUUUACUGUCAUCUUAUGACCUUGCAAGGAGAAGAUUAAGUCUUCCCCUUAAUACAUCAUCAUCAUCAUUACUACUUGAGCAAUCUUGGAACACAAAUGUUUUUUUAUUGAAUGACUCCGAUGACUCCGACGACAUCAGCUGGGAAAGUCCCACUCGUGAGAGUGUCGAUCUAACAGCAUCUUUGGAGCACAGGAGAAGUCGAAAUAUGAAUAACAUGGAUAGAAGACAAAAACAUUUAGCUUGGAUAAAGCAGGCAAAGUCUUUAAGUGUGGAUGGCAGUCGUCAUCGGACAUCAACAAAUAAACGACGCAUGAGCGAGCUACCUGCGUUGUCAUCGUUAGCAACCCGAAGGAAAGCCUUCCCACAUACAUUGUCGGUACCUCUGGGUCUUCGUCGAAAAUUGUCGAGAGCUGGCCAUUUUUCAGAUCAUCAUAUCGUGAGUAACUCGUGUGAAAAAGCGAAGAACGAAAUGUUGGCAACGUUAAAACUGUCAGCGUGGCCCGAUCAUACGUCUUGGAAACAUAGUGAACUUUCUCGUCGUAAAACUAGCAUCGCCGUAGGAACGGCAGCUAUGAAGAAGAACGAAGAAAAAAGAAUGAUGGUUGCUCACGAGUUCUUGGAAACUGAGAAAACGUACAUUAAAGCGUUGGAGACAUUGAACGAGGUGUUCAUGGAGCCGUUAAAGAAUUCCAAUGUUGUACCGGAGAAAGAUAUAGGAAUUAUGUUUCCAAAACAACUUAUUGCCAUGAAGAUCGGCCACGAACGUUUUAUGAACGAACUCGAAGAACGCUUGAAUAAUUUUGCAUGGCAAGGCGUCCUUGGUGAUGUCUUCACAAAAUUAGGAAACUCUUAUCAUGUGGACUUCAUGAAGAUAUAUUCUGAAUAUGUGGACAACUUUCCUAAAGCUGUUUCCGCUAUCAACAAAUAUUCCAGAAAUAAUCAAAAGUUCAAGCGGUUUUUGAAGAAAUGCUGUAAUGAUCAAAGAUGUCAGCGUCUAAGUAUAACGGCGUUCCUUCUUACUCCAAUACAACGCUUACCCCGAUACGUGCUCUUGUUACGGCAACUUGCGAAGUACACAGAUGUUGAUCAUCCGGAUAGCUUUCAUAUCGAGAUUUCAUUGGAAAAAAUGAUAGACAUCAUUAAUGUAUUAAACAACUCCAUCCAAAACUCCACACGUGUGGUUCGUUCAAUCACCUUGAGACGCUCAACAAAACUAAGACGUAAAAGAAAUUUGUUUAAAGUCAAAGAAAGUGAGAAUUCAAGCGUGGCAAGUUCAAGGAAAUCAUCAGAUGAAUCUGAAUCGUCAGAAGUAUCCAAUUCGGUCUCGCCAACGCGUUUUGAUGUUUCAUCGCCGACGACAUCAACAAUUCCUGAGCAAACAAGAAGAAACGAUUUUCUGUCAAGUACAGAUUUAAACUCAUGUUCAAGAACACCUUCUCCCUCUAGUUCCAUGUCAAGAAGCAGUUUCUUCAAAGUUAAAUUGCGAGGAAACAGCGAAUCGAAGCGAGGUAAACGUCGACCAGUCAGCACGACGGAGGUUGAGGUGUAUCACAAUAUCCAUCAUAAUCAAACGACAUCACAGGAUCACCUGAAACGAUCCAUGAGUCGAGAUAGUAUCGGAAGUAUUAUUCGCCUCAAGUUUGACAGCCUAAGACAUCGAACGAAGUCCAGUGAAGAUUGUCUUAAUGAGAACGCGUCUUUAGAUCGAAUUUCUGAUUCGCGUUCCAUUUUAUCAAGAUUCCGACGAGCAAGAAUUCCUGAUGAUGACAGUUUUGUUGAAGUCAUCAAAGGUUCAAGAUCAGAGGGCGAUUUUCUCGAAAAACUAAACGAUUCUAAUUCGAAGAACUGUGUUAAGUCACGUGAUCAUUUUCCUGUUUCACAUACCCCAUCCACAUCAUGUGACAUUUCAUCGGAAUUAGGUGAUGGUUAUUCCCCAAAAACUCAUCAGCACUGGACGUUACCACUCCGCACGUCACGUGGUCGCACUCCUCUAUCACGUGAAUCUUCCGUUCUAUCGUCUGAGCAUGACCAUUUUGAUACCGACGAUAUUGAGAAAUGCAAAGACAGCGAAUUGGAACUCGGAAUUGAGGACAAACAUUCCUUUGACAAAGGUAUAAAACGUACAUUAAGUGAACGUGUUCGACCAUGGAAAAGUAGUUUGGUAGAUGGUCAAACGAAUCCAAAAAAAUUAGGAAAGAGAAACACUCUGACAAGUGCUGUUCGAUAUUUAUUCAUUUCAAAAACAAGAACUUCAUCAAAUCGCGAACCGACAUUUGCCUGUCAUCUGGAUUCGUCAAAUGAUGUUCGCACCUUAAACAGUAUCUCGAAUGAAAAAUUGUCAACAUUGACGACCGUUUGAAGCAGUAUUGGUUUAUAAUUAAAUGUGAGAUAAUGGCAGAUUAUGGCUAAGUUAUAUUUAUUUGAAUCAAAUUAUCAAUAUUCAUGACUACAGUUUGUUCAUAAGAAAAAAUAAUUAUUAUAUUCACGUAAUAACAAUAUUGUAUAUCUGA